AUGAAGGCAGACCUUGCCAAGCUGGCCGACAAGAUGCUGCGCACCCCCAGGUGCUCCCGGUGCCGGAACCAUGGCUUCCUGGUGCCCGUCAAGGGCCACGCGGGCAAGUGCCGCUGGAAGCAGUGCACCUGCAAGAAGUGCUACCUGAUUACCAAGCGCCAUAAGAUCAUGGCCAAGCAGCAGGUGCACAAGAAGCAGGUCUCCGAGGAGGAGCAGGAGGUGGCCCUGUGUGCUCAGGGGCCCCAGCUGGCCUCCGGGGCCGCGGCCGCUGUCCCGGGCUCAAGCUUCCGCCCGCUGCCUCCACCUGCCGCUUCGGGAGACGCGCAACCGGGCCCAGAGGGCCGCACGGCCGCCUGCUUCCUCGAGAGACCCCCGCGGGGCCCGAGCCCCGGCCUGAGCGCCUUCCAGCCAGUUCUGGGCGGCCGCGGCCACGUAGGGCCGAGCAAACGAGCCGCCGCGGCCAUGCCCAGUUCUCUGAGGCCCCAGCUCGGGGCGGAGGCCGCUGGCCGGGGCUGCCCCGGCCGCCUGGAGCUAAGCAGGCCGCUUCUGCCGGUGCUCAGCCCGCCGUUCGCCGACUUCGGACCCCCUCUGAAUGUCAACUCAGAUCGUGUGGUGGGGUCUGAGUACCUGGAAAGAGAGGCUUCCAAGCUGUACUGCAGCUGCUCCAGCGUGCACCCCUACCACCCGUUCCUGCUGGGCUACCAGGAUGCAUCCCUUACCCUGGGGGCCCCCCUGCAGCGGGGCUUGUGGCACGUGUCCUACAGCCACUACAGUGGAGCAGGCUUGUUACCCUGGCUGCUUUUACGGACCCUCAGUCCCAGGAAGCCAGCCAUUGUGCCCACUCUGUACCAGGCCCUGGGCACUGUCAUCUGGCAGGUGCUUGCCGAGCAGCCUGUUCCGGGCGCCCUGUGCCCUGGUGUCUGGGCCACGGAGGUGAAUCUGCCCCACGGGGAGCCCCCCAUUCAGGAGAAUGAACGUUGGGUGGAGGAGCCAGUGGAAGUCCAGUCCUGCUACUCCCUGCUGCCGCGGCCACCCCAGUUUCCCCCGCGGUACCUCUCCAUGCUCCACUUCCUGCCCCUGCCACUCCCGUCGUCCUCGCUGUCCAUCAUGUCUGCCGCGGACGAGGAGAACACUGAUGACCAGGAUGCGGAGGGGCCGUGUGAGCCCAGCCAGCCUUCGUCCCAGGAGCAGUCCGACUAG
Messenger RNA from Mesoplodon densirostris (Blainville's beaked whale), 1200 nucleotides. It is a transcript of the gene DMRTB1, whose product is annotated as DMRT like family B with proline rich C-terminal 1. Gene Ontology annotation, molecular function: DNA-binding transcription factor activity, RNA polymerase II-specific; RNA polymerase II cis-regulatory region sequence-specific DNA binding. Bases 1 to 1200 code for a protein of 399 amino acids. Gene Ontology annotation, cellular component: nucleus. Lineage: Eukaryota; Metazoa; Chordata; Mammalia; Artiodactyla; Ziphiidae. The transcript has 6 exons. The record is from RefSeq and is a predicted model, not a curated record. Gene Ontology annotation, biological process: sex differentiation; regulation of transcription by RNA polymerase II; germ cell development.